Malus domestica (apple) is the source of this 791-nucleotide messenger RNA. RefSeq names its product autophagy-related protein 8f. Lineage: Eukaryota; Viridiplantae; Streptophyta; Magnoliopsida; Rosales; Rosaceae. Gene Ontology annotation, biological process: cellular response to nitrogen starvation. The record is from RefSeq and is a predicted model, not a curated record.
AUUACUAUAGUUAAAUAGAUAAUUACAUUUUAAUAUAAAUACGAAAAAAAAUCAAGUAGCUUUCCUCACAUUGUAUUAUCAUCAUCAACCAAACCCUACGGAAUUUCGUGGACUUUUCUGAUCAAAAAUCCAAAAAGCUCUUUUAUUCCGUACUGGGUCAAAUGGCAAAGAGUUACUUCAAGCAAGAACAUGAUCUGGAGAAGAGACGGGCAGAGGCUGCUAGGAUCAGAGAUAAAUACCCAGAUAGAAUUCCAGUGAUUGUGGAGAAGGUAGAAAGAAGUGAUAUCCCAAACAUUGAUAAGAAAAAGUACCUUGUCCCGGCCGAUCUAACUGUGGGACAAUUUGUUUAUGUUAUCCGCAAAAGGAUCAAGUUAAGUGCAGAAAAGGCAAUCUUUAUAUUUGUGGACAAUGUGCUCCCACCAACAGGUGCAAUUAUGUCUGCCAUAUAUGAAGAGAAGAAGGAUGAAGACGGGUUUCUCUAUGUCACGUACAGCGGUGAGAAUACAUUUGGUUAUCAGAUUCCACUGUGUAGCCCCUGAUUAUUUACAUACACCAAUCUUCGUCCAUUCCCGGCAUGUUUGAUUUCAUCUCUGCCAUCUUCCUUUCCUUAUGCUGAUGCUUCUGUUAUUAUGCCUACUAUAUAAACACCUUCGCGGUGUUAAUAUGUAUAGUCACAUAUUGUACAGAAUCUCGAAGUUCUGGUUUACGAUUAAAAUUUACGCUUGUUUCAGUUCGUAAUUAUUGAAUGAAGAUCUCUGAUCACUGCUAGUUUUUGCUGGCCAUGGUUAUGU